Scatophagus argus is the source of this 2622-nucleotide messenger RNA. RefSeq names its product ESF1, nucleolar pre-rRNA processing protein, homolog (S. cerevisiae) (gene esf1). The transcript has 14 exons. Gene Ontology annotation, biological process: rRNA processing. Gene Ontology annotation, molecular function: RNA binding. Lineage: Eukaryota; Metazoa; Chordata; Actinopteri; Scatophagidae. Gene Ontology annotation, cellular component: nucleus. The coding region runs from base 149 to 2500 and encodes 783 amino acids. The record is from RefSeq and is a predicted model, not a curated record.
GUAGCCUCAGCGCGGAUUUUGCGUUGUUGUCCCGCUUCUCUUGCCGUACCAAGGAAGGGGCGGGAAGAGAGAGAGGUCACGGAAGCGUUGCAUGCUGGGUAAACACGUGUAGCAGGAGAGCAGAGAGGUGACGCACAGCUUGGCCACCAUGUCGUCCAACAAGAAGCAGGACGGCGACGAGCGCUUCGUCCGGGUGCAGAAGGACCCCCGAUUCUGGGAAAUGCCGGACAGGGAGCGCAAAAUCAAGAUCGACAAGCGUUUCCAGUCCAUGUUCCAUGACAAGCGCUUCAAGGAGAAGUACACGGUGGACAAGCGAGGCCGUCCCAUCAACCACAGCACCACAGAGGACCUGAAGCGCUUCUACAAAGUCUCUGACUCCGAGGACGAAGACGAUGAGGAGGAGGAUGUGAAGAGCAAGAAGAAGCAGAAAGGGAAGGAGAAGCUGGCGAAGGAAGGAAAAGCAGAGCAGCCUGAGCGAGGGGUCCGAGUCGUGGAGGAAGACGAUGAAGACGAUGAGGAGCAGCAGUCUGCCGAGGAGGACGAAGUUGACCUGGGAGACAGCGUGACAGGCGGCAGCGGGGAGGAUGAAGAUGACGCCGAAGAGGAGAGCGACGUGGCGAGCGGCUCAGACGGGGAGGAGUCCGGUCUGGACUCGGAGGAGGACAGCGACAGCGGGCCGGAUCUGGCCAGAGGGAAGGGAAACGUAGAGACCAGCUCCGACGAAGACGACGAUGACGAGGUGGACGACAUCCUGAGGAAAGAGGAAGAGGAGAUCGAACACGACUGGGGAGAGCUGUGCAAAGACGCCCCGCGAGGCGACCAGGUUUCUGCCCGACUGGCCGUGUGCAACACGGACUGGGACCGCCUGAAAGCCAAAGACCUGCUGGCUCUGCUCAACUCCUUCACGCCUAAAGGAGGAGCCGUGCUGUCCGUCAAGAUCUACCCAUCAGAGUUCGGGAAGGAGAGGCUGAAGACCGAGGAGACUCAGGGGCCGCUGGAGCUGAGAGCUCUGCCCGACGACUCUGAGGACGACACCGAGGAGGAGAGGGUGUACAGAGAGAAGAUGCGUGAUUACCAGUUCAAGAGGCUCAAGUAUUUCUACGCCGUGGUGGAGUGUGACUCCGUCCACACGGCCACCAAAAUCUACGAGGAGUGUGACGGCUACGAGUACGAGAGCAGCUGCUCCGUGCUGGACCUGCGGUUCAUCCCCGACGACGUCACGUUCGACGAGGAGCCCAGAGACGAGGCGACGGACGUCAACCUGUCGGCCUACACGCCCAAACUGUUCACCUCCUCCGCCACGACGACGUCAAAGGUGACGCUGACGUGGGACGAGACAGACCACGAACGUGUGAGCGCCCUGAACAGGAAGUUCAACAAGGACGAGCUGCUGGACAUGGACUUCAACGCAUACCUGGCCUCGUCCAGCGAAGAGGAGGAUGAAGAAGAAGGUCUUGGCUUUGGAGAGGAGGAGGAUGGAGAUGACGACGGCGGAUCAGGAGACCGGACGGAAGAGCCCGUCGUGGAGGUAGACAGGAAGCCCCAGGAGGAGGAAGAGAAGAAGAAGAACAAGAAGAAGAAAAGUGAGGAUCAGAUCUCCAAGUACAGAGAGCUGCUGAAAGGCAUCCAGGACAAAGAGAAGAGGCUGCAGGAAGACAAAGACAUGGAGAUGGAGAUCACCUGGGUGCCAGGGCUGAAGGAGACGACGGAGCAGCUGGUGAAGAAGAAGCUGGAGGGGAAGGACAAGCUGACGCCCUGGGAGGUUUUCUUGGAGAAGAAGAAAGACAGGAAGAAGCAGAAGAAGUCUCACCAGAAGCAGGGAGGAAAAGAGGCGGAGUCCAGCGACGACGAGCUUCCUCCAGACGUCGACCUCAGCGACCCGUUCUUCGCCGAGGAGCUCGCCGCGUCAGACGUGAAGAAGAAACAGAAGAAGAAGAAGAAGCAGGAGGAAGAGGAGCGGACAGCUGAGGAGGAAGAGCAGCUGGAGAAACAGAAGGCGGAGAUGGCGUUGCUGAUGGAGGACGAUGCCGACGAUGCCAAACACAAACACUUCAACUACGACAAGAUCGUGGAGCAGCAGAACCUGAGCAAGAAGAAGAGGAAGAAGCUGCUGAAGAAGGGGGAGGAGCCGCCAGAGCACGACGACUUCCAGGUGGACGUCAGAGACCCUCGUUUCCAGGCCAUGUUCACCUCCCACCUGUUCAACCUGGACCCGUCGCACCCCAGCUACAAGAACACCAAAGCCACGCAGAGCAUCCUCACGGAGAAGCAGCGCAGACGGGAGGAGGAGGAGCGGCGCCGGGCGGAGGACACAGUCAGAGCUCAGGAGGUCACGUCCUCACAGGAAGCAGCAGGAAACAAACGGGAAAGUGACUUUGGUGCCCCGUCAGUCGAGGCCGCCUCAAAGAAACCCAUGGACCCGAGUUUGUCUCUGCUCGUCAAGUCCAUUAAAAGCAAAACCGAGCAGUUUCAGACUCGCAAGAAACAGAAGCUCAUGUAGGCGUGACGGAAACGAACUGAGACUCAAAUCAGACCUGCUCGGAUCAGGACUGCUGGCUUUCUUCUGUGUGUCUGUGCACAAAGCAAUGAAACAUGUUUUAGUAAAAACUGACUCCUGCUGCC